AUGCCGAACGUCUUUGCUGUGCCAGUCUUUUUCAUUUGCUUCCGCGAGUGUCUGGAAACGAGCAUCAUCGUCUCCGUGCUCCUCGCCUUUCUUAAGCAAACUCUCGGCCCAGAACAUGACGCGACAGUCCACAAACGUCUCGUCCGCCAGGUCUGGUACGGCGUCGGAGCUGGUGUUCUGAUCUGCUUGGUCAUCUGCGCCGGCGUCAUUGGCACCUUCUACACUGCUGGUCGCAAUGCCUUCGAAGCUGCAGAGAACAUAUGGGAAGGUGCUUUCGCAAUCCUCGCAAGUGUCAUCAUCACUAUGAUGGGAGCUGCCCUGCUCCGCGUCAGCAAGCUUCAAGACAAAUGGCGUGUGAAGAUCUCCAAGGUUCUGGAGCAAAAGGAUUCGAAACUACCCAUCAAGGGUAGGUUGAAGCGAUGGUCGGAAAAGUACGCCAUGUUCAUCCUGCCUUUCGUUACCGUGCUUCGCGAAGGCAUUGAAGCAGUGCUGUUCAUCGCAGGUGUUGGGCUCGGUGCGCCAGCGACUAGCUUCCCUCUCGCCGUACUCUGUGGUCUCGGUGCGGGUGCCUUGGUCGGAUUCCUCAUCUACAAGGGCGGCAACAAGACUUCUCUACAAAUCUUCCUCGUCAUCUCGACGUGCUUCCUUUACCUGGUUGCAGCGGGUCUGUUCUCCAAAGGUGUCUGGAACCUCGAACAGAAUGCCUGGGUCAAGCUCGCUGGCGAGGGUGCUGCAGAAGCCGGUGCCGGCCCGGGUAGCUACGAUAUCAGGAAGAGCGUGUGGCACGUAAACUGCUGCUCACCAUUGGAGAACGGCGAUGGCGGUUGGGGGAUCUUCAACUCUCUUUUCGGCUGGCAGAACAGCGCGACCUACGGCUCCGUCAUCUCAUACAACCUAUACUGGCUCGUCGUCAUCAUCGGUUUCGCGUUCCUAGGAUGGAAAGAAAGCAAGAGCAGCCCCCCUCACAGCGCGCAAGCCGAGAGCAUUUCUUCCAGCGAAGAACGCGAAACCACAGGAAAGAAGUCCAGCGGUGAAGGCAUCACAACCACGACAGCUGUACGAGAGGUCGAUUAG
Molecule: messenger RNA, 1074 nt
Organism: Alternaria ventricosa
Lineage: Eukaryota; Fungi; Ascomycota; Dothideomycetes; Pleosporales; Pleosporaceae
Exons: 5
Coding region: 1-1074 (357 amino acids)
Biological process (GO): iron ion transmembrane transport
Cellular component (GO): plasma membrane; high-affinity iron permease complex
Molecular function (GO): ferrous iron transmembrane transporter activity
Source: RefSeq, a predicted model, not a curated record